Racocetra persica is the source of this 361-nucleotide messenger RNA. Lineage: Eukaryota; Fungi; Glomeromycota; Glomeromycetes; Diversisporales; Gigasporaceae. The record is from the annotation of a GenBank genome assembly.
AUGUCUAAAGGCCCAUGGAACGACGAAGAGGAUAUUAAAUUAUCCCAACUUGUUGAAGAAAUUCUUAAACAGCAAGCACAAAUACAAUGGGUAGAAAUAGGAAAACAGAUGAACUCUCGAACAGCCAAGCAAUGUCGAGAAAGUGAAAAAGAAAAAGAUAUAGUCUGGGACUGUCAAAGAAAAGGAAUAACAUCGUAUGCGUUGAUAGCAAGGUCGAUUCCUGGAAGAACACCACUACAAAUUAAAAAUUAUAUUUAUCGAGAAAAAGCUAAAGAGACAGCAAGAAUUAAAGCUAAAAUGGCAGUACCAAAUAUUUGCAAUAUUUCAGCAGCUAAAAGAUUAAAGAAAAACAUAAGAGGGG